AUGUCCGAAACCCAGUGUGAGAGCAAAGUUCGACGCAAACUCGUAGAGAUUUCUACUGCCGAAGCCAGACUGGAGAGAGGAUCUGAUCUCCCAACAUGUACUUGCCCCUCCGCCAGGUUGCGGAGGGCAGAGUCCAUGCUUCCUGCCGCUGCCGCCUCUCUUGCCGCUGCCGCCGACCCCGUCGACGCCGCCGUCGACGAGGCCGUCGCCCGUGCCACCGCCCGUGCUGCCGAGCCUGCCGAGCCUGCCCCCGGCCCUGCCGCCGACCCCGGAGCCUGUGCCGCCGCCCGUGCCGCCCUCCGUGCCGCCCCGCCUGUCGCGCCUGGCCGCGGCCCUGCCACCGGUCCGCCCGCCCUGCCGCCACCAUCCCACCAGCUGCCCCGCCGCCGCCGCCUGCCCGUCGUGCCGCCCGGCCGUGCCGCCGGCCCUGCCCCCGACCCCACCGCCCAGGCCGCCGCCCAUAUCACCGCACGUGCCGGCCCUAAGGGGCAGGAGAAGAAACCAGUUUGGCGGGGGUGA
This is a messenger RNA of Thyridium curvatum, 519 nucleotides long. RefSeq lists its product as uncharacterized. The coding region runs from base 1 to 519 and encodes 172 amino acids. Lineage: Eukaryota; Fungi; Ascomycota; Sordariomycetes; Thyridiales; Thyridiaceae. The record is from RefSeq and is a predicted model, not a curated record. The transcript is spliced from 2 exons.